Molecule: messenger RNA, 2709 nt
Organism: Sebastes umbrosus (honeycomb rockfish)
Lineage: Eukaryota; Metazoa; Chordata; Actinopteri; Perciformes; Sebastidae
Product: skin secretory protein xP2-like
Exons: 4
Coding region: 308-1864 (518 amino acids)
Source: RefSeq, a predicted model, not a curated record
ACAUGUCUGCCUCCCCCUCCUGUAUGAAUAGUGUGACUGUGAGCAUGAGGCACUCAGGGAGCAUUCAGCACUAUAGUAGCUGCACUGCUUAGCUGCAUUCUGGAGGGCAGCAGGCCAUGCACAAACACAGAGACUAGGGGAGAUAAUGGUGCCCAGCUACUCUUCUUAGGAACUGAACAGCUACAGCGGUCCAUGUUUUCACUGCCAGACAGUCUCUGUCUUUGCUAACAGAGAGCAGUGGAACUUGUGUUUGCUUUAAAUAGUAAUAGGUUUUUUGUUUAUUAAUCUCAACUCUUUUUUUUCCAACAUGGGGUGCUCCUCAUCCAGUGCACAGACUGUAGACCAAGAGAAAAGACCAGGUACAAAGCCAGAGGAGAGCAAUGGAGACACACUGGGAGUCAGGAAUGGUUUCAUCGCAGAAGAUGCACAAACCAUCGAGGACCAGAUGCAGUUGCCUGUGCAGACUGCCUUACCGGACGAUCUCCAGCCGGGGGCCGACGAUGAGGCGGAGGCCGUGUUAGUAGCCCUGGAGGCCCAGGAGGAUCUGGGCUCUGGGGAGGACCUCCUGGUUGCUCUUGAGCCGGAACCUGUCACCUACGCAGAGCCAGCUCCGGAAGCUGCUGCUCCAGUUGAAGCCGUUACUGAACCUGAGGCUGCUGUAGAGGCGGUGGAGGCCUUACCUCCUGUGGUGGAAGCGGUCCCUGUAGAAACUAUAGUGUCUGAAGCCGCUCCUGAGGUCCAAACCCUUAUUGAGGCUACGGAGGAGGCCCCUGCUGUUGAAUCUGUUGUAGCUUUGCAGGCAGAGGCCCCUGCUGUUGUUGGGGAUGUGACUGCUGAGCCAGCGGAGGCCUCUCCUGAAGUCGCCACCCCUGCUGUUGAACCUGUUGUAUCUGAGCCAGCGGAGGCCUCCCCUGUAGUCGCCACCCCUGCUGUUGAACCUGUUGUAUCUGAGCCAGCGGAGGCCUCUCCUGAAGUUGCCACCCCUGCUGUUGAACCUGUUGUAUCUGAGCCAGCGGAGGCCUCUCCUGAAGUCGCCACCCCUGCAGUUGAACCUGUUGUAUCUGAGCCAGCGGAGACGCUGGUGAUUGUGGAAGAGGCAGCAGCCGUAGCAUCUGAGGCCCCUGCUGAAGUGGCUGCUCCUGUGGAGGCAGAGGCUCCAACUGACAAUGCUGCACCAGUUACUGCUUCAACAGCACCAUGUGAAUCCUCUGAACCAGGUGAGGCUGCAGCCCCAGCACCCAGUGAGGCUGCAGCACCAGCACCCAGUGAGGCUGCAGCCCCAGCACCCAGUGAGGCUGCAGCCCCAGCACCCAUUGAAGCUGCAGCCCCAGCACCCAGUGAGGCUUCAUCCCCAGCUGAAGGUGUAGCCCCAGCUGAAGGGUUAGCCCCAGCUGAAGGUGUAGCCCCAGCUGCUGUUGCUGCAGCCCCAGAGGAGGCCGCAGCACCUGGUGAAGCUGCAGCCCCAGUUGAAGCGGUAGUACCAGAUGAGGCUUCAGCACCAAGUGAAAUCUUGGCCCCAGCUGAAUCCUCAGCAACUGUAGAUGCAGCACAGCUUCUAAUAGAUACACAGAUUGCUGCAGCAACUAUUCCAGAGUUGCCCCCAUUAUCUCCAGUCCCUGUUGAGGCCCAAGUCGAGCCUCAGACUGCACCUGCACCUCCUGCAGCCCCUGAAGUUCCAGCAUCUAUACCGGCAGUUUCAGAAGCAGCCCCAGCAGCAACUGCGGCCCCAGCACAGGCUCCUGUGGCCGUGUCCACCCCAGCUGAAGCACCCUCAGCACCGGCCCCUGUGCCCUCACCUGAAGUGGUGUCAGCGACUGAGGCCUCUCAGGGUACAGAGAGCGUGAAAGCCAAAAAGGAGGAUUGAGUCGAGAGAGGAGAUGCACCAAAAUAAACCCCCAAAGCUACCAUUGUACGGAAACUGGAAGAAAAGCAAGACAAAGCAAUAAACGCUACAGUUUCAGUAUUGUCAUCAGUGCUCACCAAACUGUACACCAGAUACAUUAUAUACAUGGUGCCUUAAUAACAUGUCAUACAGGAACUAUCAAGAUCUUCCCCUACAUUUGUAAAUAUAAACCUUUAGAAUUUUUUUCUACUGAGACCAUAAGUGCCUGGAGCCUCAUAUACUCUACACGCAGGCCUGUGCAAAGAAAAUGCUACAAAAACACUUUUAGGACAGGAGACAAGAGGGUGCAAUAUUCUAUGAAAUCUGUGAACUCUUGUGAUGAAUUAGGGGAAGGACACUUGCUAAGUAAAUCCUUGAUUAUUUAAAAUAGCUGCUUCUGAGGAAUAUAAGCCAACUGUGAAUAACAUUAUGCAAGGAGUCUGAGGUGACAGAAACUGGGUGGAUGAACAACACGCUGGCUAGGUUUACGCUGCCAACUUAAUUUUUCUAUCACCUCUAUAAAACAGAUUUUAAAGGAUCACAUUUUCACAGAUUUUUUUUUUAGGUUUUGUGAAGUCUAAACUCUGCCAUAAAUCCACAUUUUUGUUUGGUGUUUAUACGUUAUUUAAUUGAAUUAACAGGAAUGACCGUACUAAAUGUUGAGUGACAGAGUGUACAGUGUAAUACUGAUAAGCACUACUGUAGGGCAAAUCCAUGUUUCCUUCAUUUUUUUUCUAUAUCACUUUAUUGAUUUCAAAGAAAAAAUUCUGAAUAAAAUGUUUGUUUUUUGCGUAAGACAGAAAAAAAUCUUUUUGUAAUGAUGUAAU